ACGCAUCCUCCCAUCAGUUGUUAUUGUUUUGCUGUAUGGAGACUGGAAGUUAAUAUUCAUAUGAACACUAACGUAGUUGUUUGUCAACGUGAAACGACACGAUCAGUAUCAUUCCUCCCAUCCACAGUUUAAAGCGGUCUGCCCGUUGUUCGGCGUCGGUGCUUGCAUGCGUACCAUCCGGGGGUAGUCCUUCCGGACGUCCCUCUCUCCCGGAGGACUGCGAGCGUGGCGUUUGGAGUCCGGGCAGCGGGGGUGGGGGGGGGCCCUCCGGUGAGGAUCGAGCCGAGCCCCGAGGCCUCUGAGCUCAGCCGGCGGAAGGACGGGGUGAAACUGGCGGCGGCUCGGAUGGAUUCCCAGGUCGAAGCGGACGGCGGCGGCCCGGAGAUGCUCCCGGGCUUCAUCUGUGCUUCGUUUAACCAGGACACCACUUCCCUGUCAGUGGGCACCAAGACUGGCUACCGUCUCUUCUCAGUGACCUCUGUGGACAAACUGGACUGUAUUCAUGAGGGAGUGGAGUGCUCCGAUGUGUCCAUCGUGGAGCGGCUGUUCUCCAGCAGCCUGGUGGUGGUGGUCAGUCAAUCGGUGCCGCGGCGGAUGAACGUCUAUCACUUCAAGAAAGGUACCGAGAUCUGCAACUACAGCUACACCAACAACAUCCUCUCCGUCAGGCUCAACAGACAGCGACUUGUGGUGUGCCUGGAGGAGUCCAUAUACAUCCACAAUAUCAAAGAUAUGAAACUCCUCAAGACUCUGCUCAACACCCCCACCAACCCUUCAGGUCUCUGCGCCCUGUCUGUCAACCACGGUAAUUCUUUCCUGGCAUACCCGGGCAGCGCCACUAUUGGAGAGAUCGCAGUGUACGACGCAAACAACUUGAGCACUGUGACGCUGAUCCAGGCCCACGCCAGUCCCCUGGCGGCGCUCACCUUCAACGGCUCCGGCACCAAACUCGCCAGCGCGUCGGAAAAGGGCACCGUUAUCAGGGUGUUCGACAUUCCCGAAGGACACAGGCUGUUUGAGUUCCGGCGAGGGAUGAAAAGAUAUGUUAGUAUUAGUUCACUGUCCUUCAGCGCUGACGCCCAGUUCCUAUGUGCCUCCAGCAACACAGAGACAGUACAUAUCUUCAAGCUGGAGCAGCACAGUCCCAGUCAAGAGGAGGCGUCCCCCACGUGGUCCGCGUACGUGGGCAAAAUGUUCACAGCGGCCAGCACUUACUUGCCAGCUCAGGUGUCCGACAUGAUGCAUCAGGACCGGGCCUUUGCCACUGUGCGGCUCAACAUGUUCGGCCUGAAGAACAUCUGCGCUCUGGCGACGAUUCAGAAGCUGCCUCGCCUGCUGGUGGCGUCCUCGGACGGGCAUCUUUACAUCUAUAAUGUGGAUCCGCAGGACGGAGGCGAGUGCAUAAUGGUCCAAAAACACAGGUUGUUUGAUGGCACUGAGGAGCAGGUGGAACACAAGGAUGAGGAGACCCCAGCGGAGGUCUCCAACCAAGUCGCCGGCCAAUCGUACGCAGCCACCGUGGCGCUCCCUUCCAGCCAGCCCCCCUCUUCCACGCUCUUGGGAUACUCGGAGGAAGGAGGAGCCCAGAAGGGGGACGUGAUCCCGGAGCACGAGUUCGCCGAGGGCCCCGUGUGUCUGGAUGACGAGAACGAAUUUCCUCCAGUCAGUAACUAGAUAAACUCUCAAAUCCCCACCCCCAACCCCAAACCCCGCAUCAUCGAUCCCUCACUGUUCGACACAGCGAGAAUCGAGAGGAAAACAAAAAAAAAAGUAUGAAAACCAGCCGCCGCCUCCUUCCGCACAGAACCCCUACAGGUCGAGGCGCUAAUCCCACCAAGACCUUCCAUCCUGGUGGUUCUGGAUUCUAUGUAGUCCUACGAGUGAACAAGGAGUGGCCAUUUACCGUAACUCACUGGGAACAUCUCGCAUUCUUUUGCUUCGAUGCAUUCAAAGUCUACCUUAUUACACUGCAAAAUAUUAUAAUAUAAUAUUACAGUUGGUGAGUGGCAUUGCUUCAUCAUCAUCAUCAUCAUCACAUGAGCGAAAAGCACCCCAUGUGUAUGCCAUAUGUCUCAAACUCAAGGCCCGGGGGCUAAAUGCGGCCCGCGACAUUAUUUUAUGUGGCCCACAAAAGCAAAUCCAUGUUCAACUUUGGCGAUUAUUUUUGCUAAAAUCUGUACCCAAAUUCCAGAUAAUACUAAAAAUAAUGUUGAGGAAUUGCAAGUUACUGUUACCAAACUGUUUUUCUACAGUAACUUAAACAAUACCUGAUCAAAAUAUUAUCCUUGUCUUCUGAUUUCAAAACUAGUCAUAAGUGAAUUUGUUGCGUAAUGGUAAUACGAUUUGGUGAUUAAACAUUUAUAGGGUUUCACUUUUGUGACGUCCAUCUGAGGGAAAUCAUAACUAACACAUUACAAUGCGGCCUGAGACAAAAAUGAAUUUGACGCCCCUUUCGGGUCAGUACAGGUGUCAAACUCAAGGCCCAGGGGGCCCGAUCCUGCCCUCCGCGUGAUUUUAUGUGGCCCGCGGAGACAAAUCACAUGCAUCAACUUCCGUGAUUUUUUUUUUUUUUCAAAUCUGUACCAAAAUUCCACAUUGUCAUAUCAUAAAUGAAAACGUUGAUAUAUUACGAGCAUUUUUGUGUUAGCAAACAACAAUAGUUGGAAAAAAAAACAUUACCCUUGAUUUCUGAUUCAAAAACUAGUUCAUAAAUUUCACGUGUAAAUAUGAUGAGGCGGUUAAGGAUUUUUAUGGUCUCACAGCCUUAACGGCGCUCUAAGGGAAACCGCAAGUACAAUCUGGACCGCGACAAAAACAUGAGUUUGACACCCCUGCCAUCCGUUGUCAACUAAACCUGCUUCUUAGUGCGUAACCUUAGAAAUAAGCCCUCAAAAUGUAUGAAACGGGGUCAACAUUCCCAAAAGUGGACCUUGUACUGUAUGCGGCUCUGCUCGUGGUUUUGCACCAGACUCAGGACUACACUGAAAAGAGGGGGGGAGUAGUACAGUAGUUGUAGUGGAGAUAAAAAAAAGUCCUAGGUUUACAAGAAAAAUAACCAUAAUGAAUAUGAGAAUGAAAUAUCCAUUUACAAGAAUAAAAUGAGAAUAUUGAGAGCAUAAAGUGUCAAAAUUUAAAGAGACUGAGUGAGCAAUGUUAUGUCACGCACAUAAUGUAAUUUUAAAAUUAAAUAGUUACACAUAGUCUUUAUUUUAUGAGAAUAAAAAUAUGACUUCGCACAAAUUAAGUAUUCAUUUUAUGAGUGAAGAAAGUCACAAUUUAAAGUGUUUUAAAUUUGUUAGAAUAGCUAUAUAAGGGAAAAAAAGAAGACCAAAGUCAGAUAUUCACAAAAUAGCGUCAUUUUUAAAGAUUAAAAUUGGAAUUUCAUAAUAAUAAAAUUGUUUUGAUGAGGAAAAAAAAUUGUUUUACCAUAGUAGAGUCAUAAUAUGAAGACAAAGUUAAAAAGAAGUUUGUAAUUUUAUGAGAAUAAGUUGACAUGAACAUUUUAAGAAUAAAGUUUUAUGAGAAUAACGUGUCAAUUUUACUUCAUAAAAGUUUGGAGAGAAUCUAGCUAAAAUAAAAAUAAAAAAAAGAAAUUCUCAUUUUAAGAUUUUAUGAGACAAAAAUAUUAAAAUAAAGUCGUAAUUUUACAAGAAUAACAAAAUCAGGAGAUCUGAUUUGAUAAUAGUAAUUCAGAAACAAUGUGGAAAAAAAACUAGAAACUUUUUCAAGAUCUUUUUUUGCCUUUUCAGUGUGGUCCUCAUUUCUACUUAUAUUUUGUCAUAGGGCGCAAAAUGAGUAUUGAGUAUACUAGACAGUCAUAUUACACAUUUUUUUUUCAACAAUUCUGAGGUAAAACCAUAAUCUCACCCAAUAGACAUUCAUGCUGUAAUAAAUUGUAUAAACCUCAUCAGCAAACCCGAGUUACAGCCAAUAGCACAAAUGUUAGUGGUGGGAAUAAGGUAGCUUUUAUGUACACUAAUCCUGCUGAAAACAAACCAAAGGAAGUGUGUGUAAACCUCCUCAUUGGCGGUUAUUGUGUUCAUCUUAAAAUGAGGUUUUUUUUUUUUUAUAUAUAUAUGGCUACAUAAAAGGCUUCUUGCAAAGAGUGUAUUUUUGCCAUGUAUGUAAAGGUCUGGAUGCUUGAAAUAUGUGACAUUUUUCUGUUUCAUCUUCAGAGCUACCGUAAGGGCAUUUUUAUGUUUUUGUUUUCUUUCUUUAAAAUAAGAAAGCCUCGUAGUUUCAGUUGCCGUCGCCUCCAAAUUAAGUAUUUCACACGAGGGCGUAGUUUGAAGUAUUAUGUGACCUGACGACGCAGCUGUGAUACUAAUUCUGGUAGCAGUAGACGCGAAAAGACACUUACAUAUUCCCCGAUGUAAAAUGAGAAUACGUAUAUGCGCGAAGGAGCCAAGGGUUAAAUGUGACUCGCUUGAUGGAACACGGCGUCACGACACGUCCUUGAAUUUCAGCGAUAUUUCCAGGCUAUUUACCAUAUGAUGCUGAAUAUGUUGACAAUUGUUAUUUUUACUAUGGGGAAAAAAGUAUUACACAUGAAAACAAACUGACCAUGCAUAACUACAUUUUGAAUAUUUUGUUUUUACUGUCUGUAUAAUGUGUAUAUAAUAUAUACUAAUCACAAAAAGUUCUGAAUAUUGGCUUAUCGACCUAAAAAUGCAUAAAUAGCGUUUAUAGUUGAAUCUAAUUUGAUUUAAAAACGUUUGGUUGCACGCGUCGCAUUUUUUGGGGCUUUUUAGCACAGCUGUUCUCUAACAAUGAAUUUAACAGCAGAUUCUAUGAGCCAUUAACAUUUCUAAGGAUGUUGACUUCUAUGCCUUUCCGUGACUCUUAUUGCAACUUUAACCCGGAUAUUUAUUGAUCGUUUGGUUGUGAAUUUUUGCUGUCAAGGUCCUCGUUAGAGAAUGGCAAGUUGUGCAAAAAGUACAUGUUGGACGUGUGUUAAAAAGUUUCGACGAGGUCAAAUUAAGUUCAGCUAUAAAGUAUAUACAGCGUUUUAGGUUCAUUCUGAAACCUGGGCAAAGGCCAGAUAUCCCAAACUUUUUGUUGAAGUGUAUAUAAAGUUUAACAUUUAACUUUGCCUGAAGGUGGCGCUGUCUAGACACUUUAACACUACAUUGAACUGUUGCAUACUGACAAUGA
Molecule: messenger RNA, 5154 nt
Organism: Syngnathoides biaculeatus (alligator pipefish)
Lineage: Eukaryota; Metazoa; Chordata; Actinopteri; Syngnathiformes; Syngnathidae
Product: WD repeat domain phosphoinositide-interacting protein 1-like
Exons: 12
Coding region: 346-1674 (442 amino acids)
Biological process (GO): protein localization to phagophore assembly site; protein lipidation; nucleophagy
Cellular component (GO): cytosol; extrinsic component of membrane; phagophore assembly site membrane
Molecular function (GO): phosphatidylinositol-3-phosphate binding; protein binding; phosphatidylinositol-3,5-bisphosphate binding
Source: RefSeq, a predicted model, not a curated record